Anopheles stephensi (Asian malaria mosquito) is the source of this 2770-nucleotide messenger RNA. RefSeq names its product synaptic vesicle glycoprotein 2B. Gene Ontology annotation, biological process: transmembrane transport. Lineage: Eukaryota; Metazoa; Arthropoda; Insecta; Diptera; Culicidae. The transcript has 8 exons. The record is from RefSeq and is a predicted model, not a curated record. Gene Ontology annotation, molecular function: transmembrane transporter activity. Bases 626 to 2041 code for a protein of 471 amino acids.
UGGCGGCGUAACGGGGUAAAGAAAGCUAGAACGCGUAAGUCAUCCUUUAAACUACGGCCAUCUGUGGAGACGUGCGCCAGUUUGGCACGGGACGUUGACACGGUCAGAACUAGGUCUGGAUUACGCCUGUUAAUUGAUACUCCACUACUUUGGUGCGGUGCAGUGCAGUGCUCGUGUGAAACAGGUGCGACGGCAGGGAGCUUGGUACACCGGAGCCGCCGUAUUCACGAUGCAACAUCCCGAGGAAGAAGAUCAACGAAAGGGAGAAAGUGGCCAGACAGCCGAGAGACUUGUUUCGGAGACAAAGGUGCCCCUAAGAUGUCAGGCUUAUGACGUAUCGUGCGAGUUUUCGUAGAAACCGCGUCCGAACAAGCGCAAGUGAGACAAACAAGUUCGAACCGGAUGUGUGGCCCGAAGUGUCGGGACCCUUCGAGGUUAGCCACCCGACCGUAUCUCACCCGCUAUUGAUUGACCAGACCCUCACGAUGAAAAACACAAAUCGGCCGAAAUCGUGAUAGAUCCAACGCAAAUUGUAACAAAUGGAGCACACAGCACGCCGACCGCAUCCCACACGUACAGCGAGGCACUGGAGGUGGUGGGUCAAGGAUGGUUUCACACCCUGCUAAUGUUCGUUACCGGCUUGUGCCUGAUGAGCGUGAUCAACGAAACGGUCAACGUCGGCUUCAUUAUCUCCGCGGCCGAAUGUGACCUGGACCUUACCUUCAGCGACAAAGGCAUACUGAAUGGGGCCGGAUUUUUGGGCGUGGUGUCCAGCUCGUACGUGUGGGGCUUCCUGUCGGACACCUGGGGGCGCCGUAAGGUACUGCUGCUAGCAUCGACCGGUGCACUCAUCACAUCGGCCCUGUCCACCUUUUCGCCGCACGUCUGGGUACUGAUCGGGGCACGGUAUCUCGUCGGCAUAUUUGUGUCGGGCAAUGCGGCUACCUCGUACGCGUACCUGGCCGAAUUCCACGGUGAAGCAUCCCGGGCGAAGGUGAUCUCCUGGGCGGCCAUGUUUAUGGCGAUCGGGUUAAUAUUUUUACCGUCGCUUGCCUGGCUGGUGAUACCGCUCGACGACCGGUUCGACCUGCACUUGUUCGGCAUGCGGUACGCGAUGUGGCGCAUCUACAUGCUGCUCUGCUCGCUCGAGCUGAUACUCAUCAUCGUCGGGCUGCUCUAUCUGCCCGAGAGUGGAAAGUUUCUGCUUACCAACGGCCACCGGGAGAAAGUGGUGCAAAUUUUGGCCAAAAUCUAUCACAUCAAUCAGGGCAAACCGGAGCACACAUUCCCCGUCAAGUCGAUCACCCUCGACGCGAUAGAUGCCGCGUUCGCCAACGAAAUGCAGCUCCGUUCGAGCCUCGGCUUCCGGUACCUGUGGCAGCAAACCGUGCCCCUGUUUCGGGUCCCGCUGCUCUGGCACACGCUCAAGGCGUCCGUGCUGAUGUUCGGGCUGUUCGCUUCCUCGUCCGGACUGUUUCUCUGGGUGCCGGACAUCCUCAACACGUACCUCCAGCACGAGGACAUGCAGCUGUGCGACGUGAUUGCGCUGAUGCACGCAAACAAAACGGCUGCCCGGUCGGAACCGUCGGCCAGCACCUGCCCGAUCACCAUCAACGCGAACAUCUUCCUGAUCACCACCCUGAUGGGUGUGAUCUUCCUGGCGUGCUACAUACUGAACGGGCUGAUCAUCAACCGGGUCGGCAAGACGACACUGCUCAACGGAUGGUUUGUGGUGUGCGGUAUCUGCGGGCUCGCCAUACUGUGGACUUCCGAUUUCUAUCUGACGCUGAUACUGAUCGCUGCCUUCGUCUCGUCUGGCUGCCUCGGUGGCGUCCUAAGUGCAAUAUCGGUCGACCUAUUUCCGACUAAUUACCGGGCAAUGGCGAUGUGCCUGAUUCUGAUGACCGGCCGGUUUGGGGCAAUGGCCGGCAGCAACAUUAUCGCCUAUCUGCUCGCGUACAACUGCAAUCUGAUCUUCAUCCUGUUCGGCGGAUCACUGCUAGUUUGUGCUCUAAUUGGAGCAACCUUAACGGAAACGUGACAGAAAACUAUUCCAAAAAUGUUGAAUUGCCUGGCUGCCGCGGUGUCGUGUGUGCUAUCCACCACCUGGCACCGUUUUGCUGCAGCGCGGCAAUCAGAGCACCGUGCACCCGACCUCUGGCAAACCUUUUUUUUACCACACGUCUAAUGAGAGAUCCUACAACGAACGCAUCAAACAUGGGGGGGAGCGGGAAAGCAAACGGAGAUGGUCGCUUUGUAAGGACAUUCUGUUAUCGUAUAGCCGCAGCAAAGAUGGCGGACACUGUGUAGCUAUAGUCGCAUCAAUAAGCCACCGCAUCCAAGAUGGCAAAAACCGAAACCAAAGUGGGAUAUCGAGCGUCGUGUACUCCAGGAAUGUAUCCACAGAACACACACACACACACACCUGAUAUGGUGGCGAAGUAAACACAACAUAUCUACCGUGCGGCCAACAAGGAACAAGUGUGCAUCGUACGGAUCCUAACCGGUUGUGCUAGUUCGCACCGAAUCCACCGAUAUGUGUUCUCGCAGCGCAAUAUUAGAGUACUAAUUGAAAUACUGUACAGCGGGCCACACUGCAGGUGAUGCACGACGAUUACCGCAACAAAGUAGCAAUUACAGGCAGGGAUUCACUUCAAACCACAGCUAAUACCGUACUGUUAAGAUAUAUCUAGAAGUAGCACUCGAAGCGUCCCGAAAGUGGUUUGCGAAUCAGGGAAUAAAUAAACGUGCCAAUAUCAGCUGCCUGUCA